Molecule: messenger RNA, 476 nt
Organism: Ilex paraguariensis (yerba mate)
Lineage: Eukaryota; Viridiplantae; Streptophyta; Magnoliopsida; Aquifoliales; Aquifoliaceae
Source: the annotation of a GenBank genome assembly
AGCUUGCUAGAACUGGCAAGGCAACUACUAGCAUAGAUGUCUUUGCUUUUGGGACAUUUAUGCUCGAAGUGGCUUGCGGACAAAAACCUCUACAGGUGCAAGGAUUGAAUGAUGAUAUGAUUUUGGUUCAGUGGGUUUUGGAAAAAUGCAAAGAAGGAGCAAUUCUUGAGGCAACUGAUCCGAGAUUGGGAGGUGAUUUUUUGGUAGAGGAAAUGGAGUUGGUUUUGAAGCUAGGUCUGCUUUGCUCGCACUAUAAUCUGGUGACUAGGCCUAGCAUGAGGCAAGUGAAGCAAUAUUUGGAUGGGGAAGUUAUCUUGCCCGAAGUAUUUAUGGAUAUUGCAAGAGUUGGCAUGGCUACAUUAUUUGGGAAUGAAGUUUUAAAAGAAUUUGUAAUGACAUUCCCUUUAUCAUCCUUGGGGAGUGUUUCUGCUGAUGCUCUGUUAGGUACUUCGUCACUGGUUGGCGUGGGAUGUUAA